Molecule: messenger RNA, 2376 nt
Organism: Helobdella robusta
Lineage: Eukaryota; Metazoa; Annelida; Clitellata; Rhynchobdellida; Glossiphoniidae
Exons: 16
Coding region: 167-1915 (582 amino acids)
Biological process (GO): protein localization to membrane
Cellular component (GO): membrane
Source: RefSeq, a predicted model, not a curated record
AUGUGUGACGUGGCCGCAAAUAAAUUUUGCGCUUGUAUUUUUUCUUAUUUUUAUUGUCAGAAACCGUUUCAUAUUUUCUCAAUUUAAUGAUUUAAUAAUUAAAAAAUUGUUUAAAAUAAUAAUUUAUAUAAUUUCCAACUUAAAUUACGGAAAUAACUAGUGAAAUAUGAGAAAUUGUAUUCAUUUAAAAACCCUGAUUAUUGCCGUUUUACUUACCUUUACAAAUGGCGAUGAACACGAUCAUAUCUAUCAAGAUGACGAGCAGGUAGUACUGUGGAUGAAUACGGUGGGCCCCUAUUACAAUCAGCAGGAAACUUACAUUUACACAACUCUGCCAUUUUGUCUGGGCCCAGUGUCAUCUGUUCUACAUCACCAUGAAACAAUUGGAGAGGCGCUCCAAGGUGUGGAGCUGACAUUCAGUGGCAUUGACAUUGAUUUUAAAAAGGAUGCCGCCAAACAGUCUUACUGCGAAAUAAAAAUGGAUGAAGUGAAGUACCAAGCAUUCGCCUAUGCCAUUAAGAACAAUUAUUGGUACCAGAUGUACAUGGAUGACCUACCCAUCUGGGGAUCAGUUGGGGAAAAGCCGAAAUCAGAAGAUGAGCUAUUCAUAUACACCCACAAGAACUUUCAAAUUGGUUACAACGGCAAUAGGAUUGUAGAGGUUAACCUGACGACUGAGGAUAAAGUGAAGAUAGAUCCGGCCGUCGACAUCAAGCUGCACUAUGAGGUGAAGUGGGUCCCAUCCCAGAUAAAAUUUGCGGACAGAUUUGAUAAGUACCUCGAACCUAAUUUCUUUCAACAUAGAAUUCAUUGGUUCUCCAUAUUCAACUCUUUUAUGAUGGUCAUCUUCCUAGUUGGGCUGGUUAGUAUGAUUCUGAUGAGGACACUUAGGAAAGAUUACGCUCGUUACAGCAAAGAGGAUGAUAUCGAUGAGAUGGAACGAGACCUCGGGGAUGAGUACGGCUGGAAGCAGGUUCACGGGGACGUCUUCAGGCCUCCAAGCUACCCCAUCCUCUUCUCGUCCCUCAUCGGCACUGGCUACCAGAUAGCCUUCGUGGCUCUCUGCACUAUCGUCAUUGCCAUCGUUGGCGAGCUCUACACCGAGCGGGGCUCAUUGCUGACGACCGCCAUAUUCGUGUUUGCCGCAACUGGCCCAGUGAAUGGAUACUUUGGGGGCAGUCUGUACAGCAGAUUGGGAGGAAAAUUGUGGAUCAAGCAAAUGGUUGUCAGUUCAUUCCUACUGCCUGCUUUGGUCGGCGGGACUGCAUUCACCAUCAACAUCAUCUCCAUCUAUUAUCACUCAGCCCGUACUAUCCACAUUUUUACUAUGCUAGCAGUUGUGUGCAUUUGCGUGUUUGUCAUCCUCCCACUAAACUUGGUGGGCACAGUUCUGGGGCGCAACCUCAGUGGCCAGCCCAACUACCCCUGCAGGGUCAACGCUGUCCCCAGGCCCAUCCCCGAGAAGAAGUGGUUCAUGGAGCCUGCCAUCAUCGCCAUCAUCGGCGGCGUUCUGCCCUUUGGAUCUAUAUUCAUUGAAAUGUACUUCAUAUUUACAUCUUUCUGGGCUUACAAGAUAUAUUACGUCUAUGGUUUCAUGCUGCUCGUCUUCAUCAUCCUCAUCAUCGUUACCAUCUGCGUGACUAUCGUCUGCACCUACUUCCUACUGAAUGCUGAAGAUUAUAGAUGGCAGUGGACCAGUUUCCUGGCUGGAGCGUCUACGGCCGUCUACGUCUAUGUCUACUCCUUCUACUACUUCUUCUUCAAAACUAAAAUGUAUGGAAUGUUCCAAACAUCUUUCUACUUUGGCUACAUGGCUCUCUUCAGUAUGGCUCUUGGAACAAUGUGUGGUACUGUAAGCUACGUUGGAUCAAGUGUGUUCGUCAAGAAGAUAUAUUCAACUGUUAAGAUUGAUUGAUUGAUUGAUCGAUCGAUUGAUUGAUCGAUUGAUUGAUUGAUUGAUCGAUCGAUCGAUCGAUUGAUUGAUUGAUUGAUCGGUCGGUUGAUUGAUUGAUCGAUUGAUUGAUUGAUUGAUUGUUAAUAUAUGGGUGUAAAUGAUUGUUUAACUAAUUGAACUACCACAUACAUAUAUAUAUAUAUAUAAUGAUAGGCAGGUUCGGUGAAUGAUUGAUUAAAUAGAUACGAAGGAAUGCAUGUAAGAAUGAAUGCAUGUAAAAAUGAAUGGGAAAUAUGAAUUUAUCUCUGUAUUUCCAUUUAGAAGUUUUGUUUUUAUAAUAGAUAUUUUUGUUUUAUUCAUCCAUUUAUUUAUUUAUUUAGAUUUGUAAAUGGUAUUUUUUUACUGUUAACCAUCAUUAUUAUUGCUUUUUUUAUUAUUAUCAUUAUUGUUGUUGUUGUUAUUAAUAACGCUGGGUUUAUUAA